Amoebophrya sp. A120 is the source of this 217-nucleotide messenger RNA. The record is from the annotation of a GenBank genome assembly. Lineage: Eukaryota; Dinophyceae; Syndiniales; Amoebophryaceae.
CAGAAAUAGGCUCCGUGUCUGCGGAUCGAUUUGAAGUGUCUUGGAAGCGAAGGCCGCGGGUCUGCAUCCACAUGGAAGUGAGUUUAUCGUCCGUUGUAUUUCACCACAUCGGUCAGUCACAGUCUGAGUGUGCGGCUGAGGGCCCUGAGUUACGGAACAUCAACAUGCUUUGUUCGUGAGCGAGGAAACAGAUAUCUUCCGUGAAGAUUGUGUGUUG